Anopheles cruzii is the source of this 3173-nucleotide messenger RNA. It is a transcript of the gene Rheb, whose product is annotated as GTP-binding protein Rheb homolog. Gene Ontology annotation, biological process: small GTPase-mediated signal transduction. The record is from RefSeq and is a predicted model, not a curated record. The transcript has 5 exons. Lineage: Eukaryota; Metazoa; Arthropoda; Insecta; Diptera; Culicidae. The coding region runs from base 491 to 1039 and encodes 182 amino acids. Gene Ontology annotation, cellular component: plasma membrane. Gene Ontology annotation, molecular function: GDP binding; GTPase activity; GTP binding.
UAGAACGGAGAUCUGCCAUCUUUACUAACCAUUUCGUUUGCUUCGCACGCAAAACGGAGCAACUGGCGUGAAAAUAGUCUCGAUUUGUUUUAAUUUGCGUUUCGGAGCUCGGUUCAAGCGAUUCUGGAAGUUAGUCACUCAAUCUAGGGUGCGGAAAAGAAAAGAUCCGGAACUAAGUGUUACAUUUACGCAGUGGUAAUUCGAGAGAAAAGUUUGGCCAGUUACCCGUGGCCACGAACGCGUUCCGAUUGGUGAUUGGACCGCGGGCUUCUGGAUUCUCUUUGUUCCCGCCUAAGGGGUUUGGAUUUUUGGUAGAAAAAACCUGCUAUUGCGUGGAAUUCAAGUGACAGAACGAACAAAAUCCAGUGUACAAAGAUUGUUGUUGGCUUCACUUUUGCGAUCAGAUCGUAAAAUCGAUCCGUGCUAGCUGAGUGGUUGUGGUGGAAACAGUGGUGUAGUGGGCAAGGCGUGUACAUUUUAGAGUGCGAAAAUGUCGUUCAAACAGCGAAAUGUAGCCAUGAUGGGUUAUCGGUCCGUAGGAAAAUCUUCGCUCAGCAUACAGUUCGUCGAAGGUCAAUUCGUUGAUUCCUAUGAUCCAACGAUCGAAAACACAUUCACGAAAAAGACGCGCAUCCAAUCACUGGACUACGAAAUUCGAUUGGUAGACACGGCCGGUCAGGAUGAGUACAGCAUUUUCCCCGCCCAGUACAGCAUGGACUUUCACGGCUACGUGCUCGUUUACUCCAUCACCAGCCAGCGGUCUUUCGAAGUGAUAAAAAUUCUCUACGAUAAGCUACUCGAUAUAAUGGGGAAGGCAUACGUUCCGGUCGUGCUUGUGGGGAACAAAACGGACCUGCAUCAGGAGCGCACCGUACCGACGGAGGACGGGCGCCGUCUGGCCGACUCGUGGAAGGCACAAUUUUUGGAGACCUCCGCCAAGCAGAAUGAAUCUGUUGCCGACAUCUUCUCGCUGCUGAUUAAUCAAAUUGAAAAGGAAAACGGUAACACGGCGGAGAAAAGUAGCUGCAGGAUUUCGUGAGCAGCUCAUUGUUGGCUGACUUUGGUAGGCGCCAUUCGAUGCUGGGGGUUGCAGUGGCGGGGCGGUGGUAAGAGGCCAGUCAACGGUGGCGGAUGAUUGGUGAUGGAGAUGCGUUUCCCCCAUGGCACCUGCAUGAACUGCUGCGUUCUUCAUUCGACAAAGUACACAAUAUCACAACACACCCACCAGUAAACAACAAGAGAAGCCGAAAUGUUCCAGUGCAAGCACCUAUACGACCAUUCUGCGGAUAUUGCCACUUCAAAGAAAUACUCAUCACAAACUUUGUACUUUAUUCUAAGCGCGAGGGCGCGCGGCCUUCUGGAGUGGUAAUGGAGGAGGGACUGAUGGAAUGAGCCGGAGAAAAGGUUUAAAAGCACACAAAAUCAAUAGCAAUUGGGUAUGGAAAGUAAUAGCAAUUAGUGUAGCAAUGUUUACCGAACUUAUGCUAAUAUGGGAAAAAAUUGGAAUAACCCUGGAAAAUAUCUACGAACGCGAAUGACCGUGGCGUUGGAUUCGGAACUUCCUAACAACUUCGGUGUUGGCCGGUUCAGUGUGUCGCGCAAACCCUCUUCCUUUUCUAAUCCGCACUGGAGGGCCACACGAAGCGAAAAUAAACGAUUUGACAUUAAUCUUUAACGUCAAAUCGUUUACGAGUGGGCGGAUUCAUGUACGAUUUGACACUUUUACGCUCGGAUUUACGGUUCGUCUGGCCCUCCAGGGACGCACAACGAUUGAAGAUUCCUGUGAAGGCCACCUUUAGCGCAUAGAUCAAAUACGGCUCUGAAUAGAGACAGAAUAAGUGUGCGGGUUUAAUAGUGAGACUGAGGUUGACAACAGUUUCUGAUCCGCAACAGACACGUGACGGAGAGAGCAGAAUGGAAUUAUAUUUAACUGUGGGCGUUCGCAUGUUUUAGUUUUAAUUCAGUUGUACUAUAUUGUUUGAUUUUAAGCAGAGCCCAAUAUGUCUACCUUUCAAUCCCCCCUAUUUUGAAACUUGAACUCGAAACUCGAUCGUUAGAGUGAACACAGUGAGACAAAAAGCAGAAUGCAGCAAGAUAGAAGGCAGAAAGAUUAACCUGUACAAAAUGAACUCGAACGUUCGAGGAAACUGUUUUGUUCGAGUUCGAGUUUGGUAAUAGGGGGGAAUGUUGAUAUGAUCUAUGGAUGAUGAAAUAUCUUUUCUGGAAAAACAGCGGUCAGCGAUCGACCGAUCGACAUCCAGAGCUUAAUGGUGAAAAGGGUAGGAUGUACAACAGACAAAGAUGGGAGCCACAUUUUUCUUCCUAUUCCACUCACUCAGCAUAAGCCACCAUUCGGAGGGCAUUUUGUAAUGCGCGACUGUAUAGGCAAUCCUUACGUUAUAGCCAAAUUUGGCACUUUCGGAAAACGAUCGAAUUAAAAUCAUUAAGGGUAGUGUCAUGAAACGACGCAACCCCACGAAUGAAGCGGUUGGAAUUCAUACGUCCAUACGUGUUGGCUUUCCGCUUCCUGUACGAUCUGGACCAGAAGAGGAGCAAAACUGAUACACCGAUAACAAUGACUUUGUGAUUCGCCAGUUGUCUUACAAGCAAGUGCUGAAAUUAGCGUAACCAAUAGUGGCAGUUACCGAACGGCGUGAAAGUAGUUCGGGAACACUCUUCCGAACAAUCCUGAACAAACACAAAGCUCUAUAAUUACCUUACGCAAAGCUCCCUUAUUAGGUAUAUGGACAGUUGAACGUUUGAAGAGGGUGGACACUCUGUAAUACUACAUUCAAUACUAUAUACUUGUUUAGGUAUGAACUGUAUUUUUCAAUCUUUUAUUUGCCAUCUUUUCAAUUUCGCGUAACUCCAAGCCAUCCCUUUAGUUUAUUUCUCUAUGACUGCAGCUGAGUGGCUGUAAAGAGCAAAGAAAUCACAUUUGGUAUUAAUACGAUUGAUUUCAAAACUGAAUUUUUCCACAGAACAGCCCAGUUUUCGAAGAGAACAAACCAGCACAGCACGGAGGUGUAAGGAUACAGGAAUGACGAAAACACCUUUAGAAGAAAAGAAAAACUAAGAAAAAUUGUAAACCAGCCGGUAUGCUGUAUAUUAACGGCAAAUAAAAGAAAUACAAAAACAUGGCUUGUAGAGGACACGGAAAACAGCUUGUCUUU